Molecule: messenger RNA, 3619 nt
Organism: Tympanuchus pallidicinctus (lesser prairie-chicken)
Lineage: Eukaryota; Metazoa; Chordata; Aves; Galliformes; Phasianidae
Gene: NCAM2
Product: neural cell adhesion molecule 2
Exons: 16
Coding region: 116-2296 (726 amino acids)
Biological process (GO): cell adhesion
Cellular component (GO): membrane
Molecular function (GO): protein binding
Source: RefSeq, a predicted model, not a curated record
CUCCCGAUAUAGUGCGGCGCGGCGCGGUGCGGGCAGCAGUUGGCGGGCGGCGCUGUGCGGUGUCGGCUGCGAGCGCAUCGAACUUGGGACUGUCCGCCGGCGCCAGCUGCUGAACAUGAGCCUCCUGCCUCUGUACCUGCUCGGAUUGCUCCUCAGUAGCGGGCAAGCUCUACUUCAGGUUUCCAUUUCUCUUAGCAAAGUCGAACUCAGUGUCGGUGAAUCCAAAUUCUUCACAUGUACAGCCAUUGGUGAGCCUGACAACAUAGAUUGGUACAAUCCGCAAGGAGAGAAAAUUGUUUCUAGUCAAAGAGUGGUUGUUCAGAAAGAAGGUGUUCGAUCACGUCUCAUCAUUUAUAAUGCAGAUGUAGAAGAUGCUGGCAUAUAUCGAUGUCAAGCAACAGAUGCUAAAGGACAAACUCAAGAAGCUACUGUUGUUUUGGAAAUUUAUCAAAAGCUCACUUUUCGGGACAUAGUAUCUCCACAAGAGUUCAGGCAGGGAGAAGUUGCAGAAGUUGUUUGCCGUGUCACUAGUUCACCUGCUCCCAUUGUCAGCUGGCUGUAUCGGAAUGAAGAAAUAUCAACUCUUGCUGACAAUCGAUUGGCAAUAUUAGCCAACAAUAAUCUUCAGAUUCUUAACAUCAAUAAAAGUGAUGAAGGAGUAUACCGUUGUGAAGGAAGAGUGGAAGCCAGAGGAGAGAUUGACUUUCGGGAUAUAAUUGUUAUUGUGAAUGUUCCCCCUGCAAUUACUGUGCUACAGAAAUCUUUUAAUGCCACUGCAGAUCGAGGAGAAUCCAUAACUUUGUUUUGCAGAGCCACUGGAUCGCCUCCACCAGAAAUAAGUUGGUCUAGGAAUGGUAAACUUAUUGAAGAAAAUGAAAAAUACAUAUUGAGAGGGAGCAAUACAGAGUUAACAAUAAGAGAUAUAAAAAAUAUUGAUGCAGGUCCUUAUAUCUGCAGUGCUAAAAACAAAGCAGGAAAUGAUAAAAGACAGACAUUCCUUCAAGUUUUUGUACAGCCUCAAAUAAUACAACUUAAAAAUGAAACCACAUUUGAGAAUGGGAAAGCCACCCUCAUCUGUGAAGCAGAAGGAGAACCUAUUCCAGAGAUUACUUGGAAAAGGGCCGUUGAUGGAAUAACUUUCUCUGAAGGUGACAAGAGCCCAGAUGGCCGUAUAGAAGUCAAAGGGCAGCAUGGAAAAUCGUCACUGCAUAUUAAAGAUGUGAAGUUGUCAGAUUCAGGGAGAUAUGACUGUGAAGCUGCAAGUAGAAUUGGUGGGCACCAAAAGAGCAUGUACCUUGAUAUUGAAUAUGCCCCAACGUUUCUGUCAAAUCAAACUGUGUAUUUCUCUUGGGAAGGCAAUCCCAUCAAUAUAACAUGUGAAGUACUGGCAAAUCCAUCUGCCUCAGUUCAGUGGAGAAAAGGAAAAUUAGUUCUACCAGUAAAGAAUUCAACACAUCUGAAGACCUACAGUGCAGGAAGAAAGCUGAUUCUAGAGAUUGCUCCUACAUCUGACAGUGAUUUUGGACAGUAUAAUUGUACAGCUACAAACAGAAUAGGAACAAGAUAUCAGGAGUACACACUCGGUCAAGCCGAUGUGCCAUCAAAUCCUUAUGGAGUACGAGUUUUAGAGUUGUCACAAACCACUGCCAAGGUUUCAUUCACUAAGCCAGAUUCACAUGGAGGUGUGCCCAUUCACCACUACCAAGUGGAUGUAAAAGAGGUAGCCUCAGAAACCUGGAAGAUUGUUCGCUCCCAUGGAGUUCAAACAAUGGUUGUUCUCAGCAAUUUGGAACCAAAUACAACGUAUGAAAUCAAAGUAGCUGCUGUAAAUGGAAAAGGGCAAGGAGAAUAUAGCAAAAUCGAGAUAUUUCAGACUUUACCUGUCCGUGAGCCAAGCCCACCGUCAAUUCAUGGACAGCCAGGAAGUGGAAAGAGUUUCAAACUUAGUAUAACUAAACAAGAUGAUGGAGGUGCCCCCAUUUUGGAAUACAUUGUCAAAUACAGAAGUAAAGAUAAGGAAGACCAGUGGCUAGAGAAAAAAGUGCAGGGUAGUAGAGACCACAUCAUCUUAGAGCAUCUUCAGUGGACCAUGGGUUACGAAGUACAAAUUACAGCUGCAAACAGACUGGGUUUUUCUGAACCAACAUUGUACGAAUUUAGCAUGCCACCGAAGCCCAACAUUAUUACAGAUAGAUGCUGUGAAGCUACUAGACGUGAAAAUGGAGGCCAGUCCCUGCAGCUGAAUGCUGCUGGUUUCUCUUUCAUUGUAGUCAUAAGUUUCUGGUGCAUGUUGUGAAGCUGGUGAUGAGGCAAGCAAUACGUAUUUUUCCUCUCCCUCUUAAUAUUUAGAGAAAAUUAACACAAACCUGUAAAGACAUAAAUAAAUGUACUUUUCUAUAGCUCUUCUAAAAUUUCUAAUCCAAGAUAAGACCCCGAAUAGUGUAAUUUCUUCAGUCUAUGCAUGUAAAAUUCUUCAUCCAGUUUUUUGUAAACUUGUAAAUGUUGAAACAAAUUCAACAGAUUAUGCGUGGAUGUUCUGUCUGACAGAAAUUGGAGAAUGUGAUCUAUUCAGUUUCAUUUGAUUGAUUUGAGUCAAUGCUGUUUUCUAAACUGUGUUUUGGUUAUAAGAAAUCUUUGCCUAGACUUUUAUCUCAGUAAUACAGUUUUCUGGAUAUGACAUGAACUGAGCUUCUUUGAGAGCAUUUUGAUUCUCUGUUAAUCGCUUUUAGUGUUGUGCUUAUACUUAAUAGUUCCUUCCAUGAUGUAGUUAAAACUUUGUGCUUAAUAUAGACAUUUUUUGUACUUUCCACUGGAUUUUAAAAAUCGUUUAUUCACUGAUUUGUAGUCUACAAGUUGCUUUAGUUCACAGAAUUUAAUUUCCUAUAAUUUCAGUGUACCUCUCUGCAGCCUUGCUUCAGCACAGAAAAUACAUUGCUGUCUUCCAUACUCAGUUCUGAAACUGGAACAGUGCCACAUUCAAAUUCAUGGCAUUUGUUGGUCUUGAAAUUCCAGUGAGCUUAAUCUUGACCUUCAGUACAGAAUAGGUAGAAGCCUUUUCCCUGUUUCAUAUGUAAAACAUAUGUUCUGUGUAACAUAGAACAUAGGAGCAUGGAACAAAGAAUACAAAGCCUCAGAUUUUUUUCUAAAUUGAUUUAGUAAGUAUGUAUGCAAAAGUUGGACUGCAUAUAUCUGAUAUUAGAAUCUACGUAGUUGACUUUUUUAGGGUACUUGGCUUCAAAUCAUUACUGAGUGUAGCAAACUAUACAUUUACAGUAUAUGGUGUUUUUUCUUCGGGGGUUAUAACCAUUAGCUUGUAACUUUGAAAGUAUUUGGUCAAAUUUAAGUUCAUAUAUCUUCACCAGUGUAAAGGAUAUUCUUAUUUCUUAGAAACAGUGAUUAUUGUCAGUUUUGCUAGUUCUUGGUUGUUCUCUGAAGUCAUUAAUACAACAUUAAUAGACCCUCUUUCCAUCAUAAAAAUAAACAAAAAAUCAUUUUAGAAAACCAAUUUAUGUCAUAAAUUGACAUAAGAUGUCCUCGUAAGUGACAUGUCCUCAGAAUGCAUACGUGUAAAUCUGAAGACUAAUUUAUUGUAUUCACAAAAAGGCUUAUAUAUGUAUAU